Messenger RNA from Saccostrea cuccullata (small rock oyster), 3052 nucleotides. Its product is annotated as delta(24)-sterol reductase-like. NCBI's taxonomy places the organism in Eukaryota, Metazoa, Mollusca, Bivalvia, Ostreida, Ostreidae. The transcript has 8 exons. The coding region runs from base 110 to 1678 and encodes 522 amino acids. Gene Ontology annotation, biological process: steroid metabolic process. The record is from RefSeq and is a predicted model, not a curated record. Gene Ontology annotation, cellular component: cytoplasm; membrane. Gene Ontology annotation, molecular function: FAD binding; Delta24(24-1) sterol reductase activity.
UUUUACCUUGACCUUUCUUAUUGUUAGAAUGGAUUACUCGUCUUGUUAGGGUAUUAGCUCAACCUUUGCCCUAACGAUAACAAGCAACCGGCUCAGUUUUUAUACAGUUAUGGCUUUUGGCGUGGAUCUGUCUCUAAAAAAUGCGCUAAUUAUUGCUGUCCCUCUGUUUAUUUCGUGGGCAAAGUAUAGAGGUUUGGAAUAUAUUAUAAAACACUACCGAUGGGUUUUUGUGUGCCUUUUUUUAAUGCCAAUAUCUGUUGUUUACGAUGUGUUCAUGUUCAUCAGAAAUUGGAUUGUUUUUAAACUUAAUUCUGCACCAAAACAGCACGUGAACAAAGUAAAAUAUGUGCAGCAACAGGUUAAGCAAUGGAACAAAGAUGGAAGGAAAACCAAGAUGUGCACUGCCCGUCCUGGGUGGGCAACGGUCAGUUUCCGGAGAGGGCUGUACAAGAAACAGCUGAGGAACAUUGAGGUCAACAUGAUUGACAUCCUGGAAAUAGACGAGACGAUGAGAACCGUGCGGGUGGAGCCACUGGUGACGAUGGGACAGGUCACAUCAUUUCUCAACCCCCUGGGGUGGACUCUACCUGUAUUACCAGAACUGGAUGAUCUCACAGUGGGUGGUCUGAUAAUGGGGGUGGGUAUAGAGACCUCCUCCCACAAACACGGGCUGUUCCAGCAUUGCUGCGUGUCCUACGAACUGGUGCUGGCUGAUGGGAGUGUGGUGACAUGCUCCGAGACUGAGAAUCCAGAUUUAUUUUAUGCUGUACCUUGGUCCUAUGGCACACUAGGCUUUCUAGUGUCUGCUGAAAUCAAAAUCAUUCCAUCCAAGAAGUACGUAAAGAUGGAGUACUUCCCAGUUCACUCCAAGGCAGACAUGGUGGAGAAGUUCCGGGAGCAGACUAUGCUGAAAGAAAACAACGAGUUUGUGGAGACGUUGGCGUACUCUCUAGAUAAAGCGGUGGUGAUGACUGGAAAUCUCACAGACGAUGCAGAACCCGACAAAAUAAACCCUAUUGGACACUUUUGGAAGCCCUGGUUCUUUAAACAUGUGGAGGGAUUUUUAACCACAGGACCAGCUGUAGAAUAUAUUCCCAUCAGACAUUACUACCAUAGACACACCAGGAGUAUAUUCUGGGAACUACAGGACAUAAUUCCAUUUGGAAACAACCCCAUCUUCAGAUAUUUGUUUGGUUGGGCUGUUCCUCCCAAAAUCUCACUGUUGAAACUAACCCAAGGGGAGACAACCAAAAAACUCUACGAGAAGUACCAGAUUAUUCAGGAUAUGCUGGUUCCCCUCGACAAAUUACAGGAAGCCAUGGAAGUGUUUGAAAAGGAAAUUAAGAUGUACCCCCUUUGGCUUUGUCCAUUCAUGUUGUAUGACCAACCUGGCAUGGUGCAUCCAGCUAAGAAAGGGAAUCAGAUGUAUGUUGACAUUGGGGCUUACGGUUCCCCAAAAUCCAACUCGUGGGAAGCUGUAAAGACAACUAGAGCUUUGGAGAGCUAUGUCAUCAAAGCGGGAGGGUUUCAGAUGCUGUAUGCUGACAGCUACCUAACCCGAGAGGAUUUCCGGAAGAUGUUUGAUCACUCUCUGUAUGAUAAAAUGAGGCAGGAACUGGGCUGUGAAGAGGCAUUCCCAGAGGUUUACGACAAAGUGAACAGAAAAGUGCGAGAUUAAAUCACUGAGGAACAAGAAAUUCAUGCAGAGCUACCAAUCAAAUGCAUUUUCUCUCAUUUUAGAUUUUAUUCUUUACAUUGACUUUUUUUUUUUUCAUUUAAAUAUUAUUGUGAAACAUUGAUAAUUUUAAGUUUUCAUUUUAAAUUAUGUCUAUGGAAUUUAGAAUUUUCAGUCAAUAAGCUAAACUGUUAAGUUUAAAUCAUUAAGUUUCUAGGAAGGAAAAUGUGUCACUUCAAUCAAUAUCUGUAUGUGAACAUCAAAAGUACAUGUAUUGCCAAAAUCAAAGUGAAUAUUGCUAUAUGUUUUUAAGAGCCAGUUUGUAUAAAACUCAUGAAAAUAUGAAAUUUACCCUAUUUACUUACAAGACUUGAAUGACAAGAGAUGAUUUUGAAAUUUGACAGAGUAUAUUUAAACAUGAUAAACAUCCAUUGCUAAUUUAUUGCAUGUCUUAUUUUAGCUUUAAGAACAUUUUAAAACUGUUCAUACAAAUGUAUAUAUGGAUCAUUCCCAAAGAAAUUAUGUGCACCAUCAUUGGUAUAUUUUUCUUUGGAUUUAAUAAAAUUGCAUCCUUGAUGUACCAGAUAUAUAUAAAUCAUCUCUUUGACAAGUCACUCAAAAAUGUCUCAGAUAUUUUCAGUGAGGUUACAAACUUUUAUACAGGGAUAAUUUAUUAACUAUAUACAUAUAUUAUACACAAAAUGCAUCCAUAAUUAAUAAGAUACUUGUGAUAAUGUUGUGCUUAGCUUAUACAUGAUUAUUUUACAUCGAUUAUUAUUUUUACUUAGAUUAUGUGUAAUGUCUCAUUGUUAUUACAUGUAUUUGUUUUGAUCUGAAUAAAAUACCCGGUAUUUACAGAAGACCAGUAUACAUAAUUUCACAGUUCUUAUUUCAGUCAUUAUUCUCUCAGAUACUGUAAACCAACUUUUAUUUGCAUGCGAGAAAUUUUUUGUGAGGUUCGUGAGAGCCUCGAUCGUCAUCGCGAAUAUUUCUCAUUGUGAACUGUCCUUAUAGUCUCUGUGUCCAUUAACAACAGAACAAAAACGGUUUGAUUACGAAAAUUAAUUGUUGCAAACUACAUGUAGUUUACCCUCAGUAAAUCACGAAAUAAAGUUGUCGCAAAUAAAAGUUGGUGUACAGUUUCUAUAUAACAUUAUAGCUGUAUAUAGCUUAAUGCAUUUAUUACAGUCAAGUGAUUUUGUCACUGAAUCCGUUUACAUCUGUCAUAUAGUAAAGCAUUGCACUUUGGGAGGAACAAAUUGUCACUGUAUUGAAUGAUUAACAACUCAUUAACGCUACUUUUCACCUCAGUCACAGGUGUGCAUUACAGUUACUAGUAUAUUGUAUCAAUAAUGAGAUUGGCAAUUACAACUCAUU